UUCCGUUGGCUUUUAACGCACCGCCAUCCCUCCCUCCUGCUCCCAGACAUCAAAAUCCCCCCUUGUCACAACGAUUUAGGGUCAAUCCCUCAGACGGGAAGGUGCUCUCGCCGUGGACCCCCCCCUCCCCGCCACCUCUGGAUCCCCCUCUAUCAGUAUCUCCCUCCCACUCUAUCUCGGUGUUUUAUGUCUGCGUCACAACAAGUCGGUCGGUGGAGAGAGGCAGGGAUGAUGGCGUCUCUGGCGGCUUGAUUCCGGUGCUGCUCUGACAAACCCGCCUCAAUAGCAUCAAUAGGUGGUGGCGGAGAGGGGGGGAAGAGAGCAAAAGCGACAGGAACAUGACGAAACGGAAUCGCGGAGGAGGACGGACAAACUAGGCUGAGAGACGGACGGACAGUCGCCUCCUCGCUGACGGCUUGACUGACACACACAGGCGCUUGGCACAGACAGGGACAUACAUGCACAUCAUCCACUUUUUGCAAACACGCAGGCUGCGCAUCCGAGCGGGCAGUAAUUGGACAGCGGAGGUCCACAGCAGAUGAGGGCAUUUCAUGUCCAGCCUGCCCAGGAAUCACUGUGACCCCGACGGAAAGGAGUUCGACUUGACAGGAUGGGGGGAGUAAGUGAAGGAGAUGAUGUGUUGGCUCGAUGGAGUGAUGGACUACUGUACCUCGGCAAUGUGAAAAGAGUAGAUGGAGUCAAGCAAUGUUGUCUGGUGAGAUUUGAGGACAACUCAGAGUUCUGGGUACUAAGAAAGGACAUUCACUCGUUCGCUGCUGGAGUGGAAGAACUUUGCUGUAUUUGUGAUGCCCCGCCUCUUAAAGAACCCCUCAUAAAUUGUCUUAAAUGUCGCCACGGUUAUCAUCCAGAGUGCCACACGCCAACCAUCGAACCGGAAGCUGACAGCGAUUCGUGGAUAUGUCGGCAAUGUGUCUUUGCAGUCGCAACCAAGAGAGGUGGGGCCCUCAAACGAGGACGCUUCGCCCGGCUCAUGCAGUUUAUGAAACUCCGGCUCCCCUAUCAGCUGUCGUCUUUAGACUGGGACCCGCAACAUCUGACCAAUCAGCAACAGUGUUACUGCUACUGUGCCGGACCUGGAGAGUGGAACCUGAAGAUGUUACAGUGUGGAAGUUGCGGCCAGUGGUUCCACGAGGCCUGCACACAGUGUCUAACCAAGCCAUUACUGUAUGGAGACAGGUUUUAUCAGUUCCAGUGCUCGGUAUGUUCAAAGGGACCAGAGACCAUCCAAAGACUACCCAUGACCUGGGUGGAUUUGGCUCAUUUAGUGCUCUACCACCUCUCCCUGUGCUGCAAGAGGAAAUACUUUGAUUUUGACCAUGAAAUCCUGUCUUUCACCAAUGAGAAUUGGGACUCGUUGCUCCUAGGCGCGCUCUCUGACACGCCAAGGCAAGACCGCUGUCACAAUCUCCUCAACGCUCUGAACUCCCACAAGGACAGGUUUGUCUCUGGAAAGGAGAUCAAGAAGAAGAAGUGUCUUUUCGGGCUUCAGGUCCGAGCCCCGCCACCGCUGACGUCCGAUUCGUCACCCCUCAUCACCGACCCACCUACCAACAUAACUCACCGGAGAAGCCCACUGUCACUACCCUGCCAGAGGAGAGUCGGAGGGCCAGAGCCACGUAAAUCAAAGCGUCGCAUCAUGGAGACACAGGCCUGUCCACCCCCAGUGUCUGCCAGCCCCAUUGAGCUACUGCCAUGUUGCCAUGGCUACAUGGGAGGGGCCAGCCUUUACACCUCCAGGAAGUCAGAGGAGGAGCUUAACUUGAGCUCUCCCCCUAAGCGGAUGUAUGCCCUGUAUCACACCUCUUACAACGGAAAUACUGCACUCUCCAGGAGUCUCCAUCACUACAACAGCGUUGAGGACACCUGCAGAUUACCACCACCCUGCUUCCAGUACCCCCUCAACACCAAUGGCAGCCAUCACCACCACCACCUCCAUCAGCACCAUCACAACCACCAACACAACCACAACCACCAAAACCAACACCAGCCGGGGCAGAAGCAGCUGGAGCCCCUCCUACCUUACCAGGCCGGCAUGGGCGGAGGGGGUGGCGUAGGUGGAGGUGGAGGAGGAGGAGGAGGAGGUGGAGGGAAUAUGGGAGUCGGAGGGGGAGACGGGACAGUGGCCAGGAACUGGGGAGGAGGGGAGGCAGUGAGAAUCUUGGCGAGACGUGUCACGCCAGACGGGAAGGUGCAGUACCUUGUGGAGUGGGAGAACGUGAGUUUGUACUGAGACAGAGAGAGUAAACGAGACGCAAUGACUGUUUUGCAGUUGCCACAAGAAUACUGUGUAUGUAAAACGUGGCAGUGUUUAAAGUACAAACAAAACAAAAAGAGGAAAAAAAUCCCUACAUGUUGCAAAUCCAGGUUGCUCAUAUAGUAUCACCUCUAUUCUACAUCAUUAUAACCUCACUACUCGUUACUAAAUGUCCCUCUUUGCUAGUGUUUCUCUGAUAUUUGUACUGUUAACUUUGGAAUAUGCCUUUGAAUUUAUCAUGUUUUACAGUGAUGAGGGGAAGUAUUUAAACCUCCUGCUAAUUUGUCAAUGUUUGGGCCACAUCUAGUAAUUGUACUUAAAUCUUAAUAAGGAAAAGAACGAUUACUGCUUUUUCACUGUUAAAAUAGUGACAAUGAAGGGGGAUCAAAAUGGAAGUUAUUCAUUUUAAAUUCCUUUAAAGAGCAACUUAACGGCAGCUGAAAAAUCUUGUCUUUGCUGGCCUCCAGUAGUUUAGCUUCUCACAUUGCUGCAGUGAUGGAGAAGUGUACUCCGGGUAUCAGUAUUGGGUGCGGUUACAGGUGGAUCAAAGCACACCUCUGACCUCACCCUGAGGUGCAACACACUUGAAACUUUUAACCAGAGAGGGCAGUGAAAUACUGUUUGUCAGCUGAGGAGUGUUAAGUUAUUCCUUAAUCUGCAGCUAGUUAUAUUUUUUUACUUUCCUAUUUUAUUUUAGUUUCAUUUUUGCCACAAAUAAACCAGUAAACUUCCACCAAUUGUCAUGUAGACAACAUGCUGCUAAUUUAUAAAAAGCAUCAUAUGGUAGCAUGAUCUGAAUUAGAUUUGCAUUCUGGUUAAAAAUAGAGAAAAAAAAGAUUUUAAAAUUAAAAUUACUACACAACUUGCAGGAGAAACCACAUUUUAAUAACACAUUGAUAGAAUGAGUAACACAGAAGCACUCUUAACAACCCAACCAAUAAGCAUUACUUUGGUGAGUUGCAAGAAGGCUUUCAGAUGCUUUUCUAGCAGUUGAAUGACUAUAUGUUAAUGUGUAGUUUGGACCUGCUUCACACUGAAAUAUGUUAAUUUAAAUGCUUUUGAAACAAUGAUUACAUGUAACCUAGACAUCAAAAAAGUCAUAACAUCAAAAUGUCUUCAAUGGGAAAAGAGUAGGGUUGCAACUAAUGAUUAUUUUCAAUAUUGAUUCAUCUGUUUAUUAUUUUCUUGAUUAGUCGUUUUGUCUAAAAAAUGUCAGAAAGUAGUGAAAAACGCCUACUAUAGUUUCAUGACACUCAUGAUUACGUCUUGAGAUGUUUUGUCUGAUCAACAGGCUAAAAUACAGAUAUUCAGUUUACUCUUUUGCUGUAAAAAUUACCAAAACAAUUAUUUCAUUAUCACAAUAGUUGCAGUUAAUUAAUUUUCUGUCUAUCGACUAUUCGAUUAAUCGGCUAAUCAUUGCAGCUCUAAAAGAGAGAAGUACAGAAAGAGAAAUUUAAAUGUACCUUUUCUAUAAUGAUAACUGUGUCCCAUUAUUUUGCAUUGAUAUCGAAGGGAUUAGCGAGCUAAACAUCCCCUGGCCACACCACACUUCAAUCAGCCUUCACUUUUUAAAUUGCCCAUUCAUCAACUGAUGGUUAAUGUUCACAUGGAGUUCAGAGAGAAAAUGAGCAGUGAUGAAUGGUCCGUCAUCAGCGAGUGGCAUGAUGGCAACAGGAUGGCGGCUGCUGGCUGCAAAUGAAAAAGCAGUAACCUUUUAUUGAAGAGACAGAGCAGUACAGCCAGACUUGUAUUAUGGGCCACACUGGAGCAGAAGGUAGUUUAAUGCCUUGCUGAAGGGCUCUUUGACAGCAAUAGCUGAGGAAUUACACACAGAUUCUCUUCCUUUCAUCUGCUCAGAUGCCAAUUUGUCUGACUUUGGCUCCACAAACAACAAAUCCUCUGGAGGUUUACAUAUUUUCUUCUCAUCGCGGUAUGUUAAUAAGAGAUUGUAUACAUGUUAUUACGGGGUUACUUAAUUGUUAUGUUAGAUUUUGUCAUACAUAAUUUACAUUUAGACUACUGUAUGUAUUAGAAAUAGGAGCCACAAGAGGGCUUUUGUUUUAUAGAUAGAAUUAUAUAUUCACAAUAUAUUGCUAUGGACGAAUGACUUUACUUUAUUUUUUUGAUGUGGUUGCAUAGUGCCUAUUUGGGUUAUGUACCUGCCGAUUGGUCUGCCGACCGAUCAAUCAGACGACAGCUGAACGAGACAGAUACAACUACAUGGGUAAACAAGGACCAGUGAUAAUGUUGAAUUGAGUUUUUAUUCAGAACAGGACUGUGAUGUAAAUGUACAUUCCAAACAAACAAGAAAAAAUACACGUAUAUGUUACUGAAAUGUAUGUUUGAAGUCAUCAGAAUGGAAAUUAUUUUAUGAGGACUUUCUUUUAUAUUUGUGUUUAAUGUCACAAAGACAAGCUCAGACACGGCCACAGCCACUGCACUGCUGUUAUUAAGAUUCAUGUCGCAGGGAGUUCAGUCUUUGCGUUCAAAGUUACAGUACAGGUAAAGAAGACACUGAUAGGCCCGACUACCAACUAAAACUCAAAGUAUCUUCCAGGGUCUAACAGUCUAUAAUUUAAAAGGCACAACAUCGCAUUAAGUAUAAAUUUAUAAGUUUAAGGCCUGACUGAUCGUCUCCCUUCUUCUCACGUGUGUUUAUAGCGGCAAGUGAGGUGCUGAAGUUGGAUUUUAUCUUUAGAGACAUCUUUGUGCAAACAGGUUACAUAAAUCUAGAAUACUGUGGUGCAAGUUUCAGAGUUUAUAUUUUAUACAGAGGUUUAUUUCAGCAAUCUGUUCGAUAGAACGUACACAACGUAUACAUUUAUCUUUGAAGAAAGACUGCAUUACAGGUUUAGUUAAAUAGCAAAAGACAUACAACAUUUAUACUGUUAUAGUCAAAACCAAUGCAAAACUCUCCGAUUUUAUUUAAAUACCGACCUCUCUUUUGAAUUAUCUCCUGCACCUAUGCGUACAUUUCAGGCCAGUGAAAUAAUGUUGCAUUGCAAUUUUCAUCCUCCUCAGUGACUUUGACUGUAGUUUAUUAGGAAGGGGUGUGUUGAACCUUUCUAGGCAAUGGUGAUGAAUGUAUUUGUGUGUUUUCUAUGGUAUGUCUAUACCCGUCAAGUGCUUGUUAUAGGAUGUACUCUAGGUGGAACUCAACCAGAUUAGUUCAAAACAAAAUAGGAGGAAAUAAAGACAGUAACAUUAAGGAACACAUUUAUUUUGGGAGAGGUAGUCUUUCUUUUUCUGAUUAGUAGUCAAGUCCAAGUUCAGUUUGAUGUAUUUUUGGAGAAAUUACGUUUGUACAUGUAUACUCUGCGUUGACACACCUAAUAUGUAACAUGAAUAAUAAAAAAGUUUCACC
Molecule: messenger RNA, 5639 nt
Organism: Thunnus maccoyii (southern bluefin tuna)
Lineage: Eukaryota; Metazoa; Chordata; Actinopteri; Scombriformes; Scombridae
Gene: phf1
Product: PHD finger protein 1
Exons: 15
Coding region: 611-2251 (546 amino acids)
Biological process (GO): chromatin organization; regulation of DNA-templated transcription
Cellular component (GO): nucleus
Molecular function (GO): DNA binding; chromatin binding
Source: RefSeq, a predicted model, not a curated record